GCCGAUUUCACUCACGUUUCACACUCAAAGUGGUGCAGUCACCCAGCAUCCAAAGCAGCAGAGCACCCGCAGAGCAGAGCACUGAUGGUUAAUGUUAACCCUAUUUAAAGUUGGAAAAUUCUGAGAGUGUUCGGCUCAGUUUUCGAACAUAGUUUCCGUGUAUAUUCCAGUGAAGUUUCUGAAAUAACAAAUAAAUUAACAAACUGAUAUUUGUGUAAAAGGAAUUUAAAAAAAAUACGCUUUUGUCUGUGCAUUUUCGUGAAAAAGAUCUGGCAGGAGAGACAGCCGUACAAUGAUGACAAACAGAUUCGCUUGCUUUGCUGUGGCCCUUCUGGCCGUGUGUCUGCUGGCCAUCUCGAGCACCGAGGCAGCACCAAUGCCCAGCCAGAGCAAUGGAGGAGGAGGCUACGGCGGCGGCGCUGGAUACAACGAACUGGAGGAGGUGCCCGAUGACCUGCUGAUGGAGCUGAUGACUCGCUUUGGACGCACCAUCAUACGGGCCCGCAACGACCUGGAGAAUUCGAAGAGAACUGUGGACUUUGGCUUGGCUCGAGGAUAUUCGGGCACCCAGGAGGCAAAGCAUCGCAUGGGUCUGGCUGCGGCCAAUUUUGCCGGCGGCCCUGGACGAAGGCGGCGCUCUGAGACUGAUGUCUAAAUCUCUAUACGAGUAUAUCUGAGUAACCGAAUCCUCUGAACAUAAGUGGACGAGUUUCCCCAAUUUUUCAGUUCACAAUUUUCAAUCAUUCUUCAGGACUUCAUCUUCGGAUUUUGUUUGUUUUGUUUUUUGUUUUUUAUGCAUUGUACAUACAUAAAAAUAUAUAUUUAUUGUGGAUCGUGCAGUAUUACUGAAUAAUAUUAAUUAAUAUUUACAAGAUAUCGGAAUCUACAUAUAUAUACAUACAUAUUAACACCAGAACAACCAAAUAAAAACGUUAAACUGUUGCUCCAAAAAUCAAAAACUCAAUUUUAUAAGCGAUUUAUUCUCGCGUUGCUCUCUAUAAUACUCUCUUCCUCUCUCUAUACUCUCAGACUCGUCUAAAAAAUUACCAAAAAAAGUUAAAAAAAAAUAUAUAUUUAACAAAAAGAAAUACAUAAAGUAAAUAACUCAAGAAGUAUAUAUGUAUUCGCGCAAAAAAUCUUUAACUAGGUAUGUCUUACAUAACCGCACAACACGAAAAAAAUGAAACGCACACGAAAACAUUUGAAACCCUUUUUGGCCCCCAGCCCCCAAGAAAUUAUGUUUAUUUACGCAGAGAUCCGAUCCGACCCCCGAAAACAUAAAAGGUUAUGGAACGGCUAACACGAUCAUUUGUGAAUCGGUUAAAUCGGGCCUGCAGGCGACUUUUAAAUGUAUUGUAAAUAUAACAACAAAAACAAAACACGCGUACAACUAUUGCGAUAUAUAAAAAGGUAUAUAUAUACAAAAAAAAAACUCUACUUGCAUAUAUUGUAUUGUAUCAACUAUUGUGUCUAUGGAAAAAUGCUGCAUACAUAAAAGAAAACGUGAGUCGGGACACGAUUAAAUAAAGUCUUACAUUUAGAGAAACU
Drosophila miranda is the source of this 1548-nucleotide messenger RNA. RefSeq names its product diuretic hormone class 2 (gene Dh31). NCBI's taxonomy places the organism in Eukaryota, Metazoa, Arthropoda, Insecta, Diptera, Drosophilidae. The transcript is spliced from 4 exons. Gene Ontology annotation, biological process: body fluid secretion. The record is from RefSeq and is a predicted model, not a curated record. The coding region runs from base 293 to 655 and encodes 120 amino acids. Gene Ontology annotation, molecular function: diuretic hormone activity; G protein-coupled receptor binding.